UGAGCUCGAGCGGUGGCAGAGUAUAUUCGUUUUUUUCCUUUUCAAUUGAAGUUUUUGGCUGAAAUCGAAACCGCCGACGGCAGCGAUGGUCGACAGCGGCGUUGCUGCGGCGGCGGAGCAGCAGAGACAGUCCACCACCGAGAACACAGCUGAGAGCGCCAAGAGCGAUGCCGUGAACGGCGUGAACGCUCCUUCCUCGUCUGACCGCCCAAUUCGUGUCUACGCCGACGGGAUCUACGAUCUAUUUCACUUCGGGCACGCUCGCUCCCUCGAGCAAGCCAAAAAAUCGUUUCCGAAUACUUACUUGCUUGUUGGAUGCUGCAAUGAUGAGGUUACACACAAGUUCAAGGGAAAGACCGUUAUGACGGAAUCGGAGCGUUACGAAUCCCUUCGCCAUUGCAAGUGGGUUGAUGAAGUUAUUCCUGAUGCCCCGUGGGUGAUUGAUCAAGAGUUCUUGGACAAGCACAAUAUAGAUUACGUUGCUCAUGAUUCUCUCCCUUAUGCUGAUACAAGUGGAGCUGGUAACGAUGUUUAUGAAUUUGUCAAAGCUGUGGGGAGAUUUAAAGAGACCAAAAGGACUGAAGGGAUUUCAACUUCUGAUAUCAUUAUGAGGAUAGUAAAGGAUUAUAACCAAUAUGUGAUGCGCAAUUUGGAUCGUGGAUAUUCGAGAAAGGAGCUUAAUCUUAGCUAUGUCAAGGAAAAGCGACUACGGGUAAAUAUGCGACUAAGGAAGCUGCAAGAGAAAGUUAAGGAGCAUCAAGAAAAGGUUGGCGAGAAGAUACAAACAGUUGCAAAAACUGCUACCAUUCACCGCAACAUGUGGGUUGAAAAUGCCGACAGAUUGGUCGCUGGAUUCCUCGAGAUGUUUGAGGAACGUUGUCACAAAAUGGGAACAGCCAUUAGGGAUCGGAUUCAAGAGAGCUUAAGGGGACAGAACGGGAGGGGCUUAUUGGACUACGGUGAAGAAGGCGAUGACGAAGAGUACUACUAUGAUUCCGAGGAAGAGUACUACGACGAUGAUGAAUACUAUGACAGCGAUGAGAAAUGACUGCCUUGUACAUUAGCUGUGAGUAAUUGUACCGCGUGCUGCUUGUUUGUGUUCGACUUAGGUAAAAAUCUGUUCGAUAAGGUAUCAUAUGUUGCUGGCAGUUUGAGAUUUUGGUUUGUUGAUUGAUUUUCCUUUAGAUUUUAUUUUUUGUUGGUGUGUUUCAUGUUGGUUAUAGUUUCCAGUAUAUAUAGUUUACUACUGGCGAUUAGAGCAGUAUUGAGUCCAAAUGUACCAAGUUGUUUACAUUGUGAAAGAAUAUUUCUCUCUGCAAUGAAUUAUUCCCUCUAAAUAUUC
This is a messenger RNA of Salvia hispanica, 1342 nucleotides long. RefSeq names its product choline-phosphate cytidylyltransferase 2-like. The record is from RefSeq and is a predicted model, not a curated record. NCBI's taxonomy places the organism in Eukaryota, Viridiplantae, Streptophyta, Magnoliopsida, Lamiales, Lamiaceae. Gene Ontology annotation, molecular function: choline-phosphate cytidylyltransferase activity; phosphatidylcholine binding. Gene Ontology annotation, biological process: CDP-choline pathway.